Messenger RNA from Phalaenopsis equestris, 734 nucleotides. RefSeq names its product N-glycosylase/DNA lyase OGG1-like. The record is from RefSeq and is a predicted model, not a curated record. The annotation marks the transcript as partial. Gene Ontology annotation, molecular function: 8-oxo-7,8-dihydroguanine DNA N-glycosylase activity; damaged DNA binding. NCBI's taxonomy places the organism in Eukaryota, Viridiplantae, Streptophyta, Magnoliopsida, Asparagales, Orchidaceae. Gene Ontology annotation, biological process: nucleotide-excision repair; base-excision repair, AP site formation. The transcript has a single exon. Gene Ontology annotation, cellular component: nucleus.
AUGAGUCAGCGGCGGCGGCUGAAGACGACGCCGCCGCCUACUCCGGUGAACUUCUCCAUUACUCCUCUUUCACCUUUGCAUCCUACAACACCUCCAAAGGAAGAAUCCAGCUCCUCAACCUCCUUCCGCUCUCGAACUCAAAGAUCUCUUACCCCUUCUCUUCUAGACUUGGCAGCCCUUGACGAUGGGGACUGGCACACCCUUGGCCUCUCGAGAUCGGAGCUAUCACUUCUCCACACUCUCCCCACCGGUCAGACAUUUCGUUGGCGUCGAACCGGACCCUCCCAGUUCACCGGUGUCGUUGGUCCCUACCUCCUGUCUCUCAAGCACGCCGAUGGAGAUGAUGAUCCUUCUGGUCGCAUCCACUUCUUUCUCCACAAUUCGUCAGACGCUGCUUCCACGCGGGCUGCGCUGAGUGACUAUCUUAACGUCGAGAUCUCCCUCACCGCUCUGUGGCGAGGUUUUUCUGCGGCGGAUCCGCGGUUUGAUGAGAUAGCUCGGCGAUUCGAUGGCGGGGCCCGUGUUCUGCGACAGGAUCCGGUGGAGUGCGUUUUUCAGUUCCUCUGCUCUUCGAACAAUAACAUUGCGAGGAUUGAGAAGAUGGUCGGGGUUCUGUCUUCGUUUGGCGAGCAUUUAGGGACGGUUGGUGGGUUUCAUUUCCAUGAGUUUCCCACACUUGAGAGGCUUUCUGCUGUCACCGAGCAACAGCUCAGAGAAGCUGGAUUUGGUUAUAG